Exophiala viscosa is the source of this 900-nucleotide messenger RNA. RefSeq names its product RmlC-like cupin domain-containing protein. Lineage: Eukaryota; Fungi; Ascomycota; Eurotiomycetes; Chaetothyriales; Herpotrichiellaceae. The transcript has a single exon. The coding region runs from base 1 to 900 and encodes 299 amino acids. The record is from RefSeq and is a predicted model, not a curated record.
AUGACGACCCCCCGAUCUAUCAAGUUCUCCUUCCUUGCUCGCGAACAGUCUGAAGGUGCCGGCGCCGUGGUCCGUCGCUCAAUCGGCACCCCCAAACUCAAGAACUUCACUCCCUUCCUAAUGCUCGACCACUUCCGCGUUCCUCCCGGCGCAGGCUUCCCCGACCACCCGCACCGCGGCCAAGAAACAAUCACAUACCUCCUCCAAGGCGGCGUGGACCACGAGGACUUCGCUGGCAACAAGGGCACCAUCGGCCCCGGUGAUUUACAAUUCAUGACGGCCGGUCGCGGCAUCAUGCACGCCGAAAUGCCCGUGCAAUCUGAAGAUAUCAAUGUUGGCAUGCAACUGUGGGUCGAUCUGCCCGCGAACCUGAAGAGCUGUGAACCACGGUACCGCGAUUUACGGGCUGAGGAAAUACCUGUGGCCAAGACGGAUGAUGGAAAAGUCAUGGUUAAAGUCAUCAGUGGUCGCAGCCAGGGCGUCGAGAGCCUGAAGGAUCUUGCGUACACACCUGUGUGGUUUCUGGAUGUGAGUGUCCAGCCUGGCGGUACGAUCACACAGGAGAUACCGAAGGGGUGGAACGCGUUUGCAUAUACGCUCGAGGGGCUUGUAACGUUCAACGACAAAGAAACGGUCACACCGUAUCAUAAUGUCGUUUUUGAGUCCGACGGGGACGUGGUGACUGCGCAAGUCGAGGACGGUGCGGACCAAGCUGCGAGAUUUAUUCUGAUCGCGGGACAGCCACUGGACCAGCCGGUUGUGCAGUAUGGGCCUUUCGUCACGACGAGUAAAGAGGAAGUUUACAAAGCGUUGAUGGACUUUCAGACGAGUAGCAAUGGGUUUGAACGCGCAGCGAACUGGGAAAGUGAGAUUGGAAAGACUAUGGGACGAGUGAGAUAG